Ceratitis capitata (Mediterranean fruit fly) is the source of this 5407-nucleotide messenger RNA. RefSeq names its product putative G-protein coupled receptor 158. Bases 183 to 2612 code for a protein of 809 amino acids. The transcript has 7 exons. NCBI's taxonomy places the organism in Eukaryota, Metazoa, Arthropoda, Insecta, Diptera, Tephritidae. The record is from RefSeq and is a predicted model, not a curated record.
UUCACAUCAUUCUUCAACAGGGCGUAGCUCGACAAGUGCUUUGAUUAGUAAUCGCCCGUGUUGUGGGUGCUAUAUUAUUGUUUGUUCUUUUAUUUUUAACGAUUUUAUGUAUAAUUUGACUUUAUUUAACAGCGGUUUAUUUUAACAAAUAGUUUAAGUGAUUGGUGAAUCUCAGCGCCAAUAUGUUGAGCGCAAAAUCAACGAUUUUAGCACGUAGCUAUGCUUUAUUUCUGCUGACGCUUGUGGUGGGUGUGUUCGCCCAAUUUGAAUGGCAGCAACGCGAUGCUUUUGAUGAAAUUAAAUAUAGAUUUGAUAAAGUAAAUGGCGAUAAUUGUCCUAUACAACAUAUAAGUGAUCUGUAUCUGCCAGAGGAUACGGUAUCACAUAAGCCGGAUAUAAAGGAGAUAAAUAUCAAUCCGAUAUUCCCUAAUCGUACAGCGCUGCUGCAUUUGCAUAAUAUGGCAUUGAGUCGCAGCUUCUUUUGGAGUUAUAUAUUGCAGUCACGUUUUAUACGUCCAGCUAUUAAUGAUACCUACGAUCCUGGUAUGAUGUACUAUUUCCUAUCUACGGUUGCAGAUGUAUCAGCGAAUCCCUACAUAAACGCUUCCGCUAUAUAUUUUGCACCCAACAGCUCGUAUACAUCUUCCUAUCGUGGUUUCUUCAAUAAAACAUUCCCCCGUUUCGGGCCGCGUACAUUCCGUUUGGAUGAUUUUAAUGAUCCUAUACAUUUGCAAAAGAUUUCCACUUGGAAUACAUUUGAUGUGCGAGAUUUGGGUGCCCAUCCGCCAGAUACAAAAUCACAGGAUUACACAUCAGAUUUAUAUAAAAUCAAUGAAUGGUAUAAGACAUGGCUACCAGAUGAUGUGGAGGGGCGACAUGAUACGAAAACUACCUAUCAAGUAGAAAUACGUUAUGCUAACAAUACAAAUGAAACAUUUACAUUCCAUGGACCGCCUGGUGCCGAUGAAAAUCCUGGUCCAAUUAAAUGGACACGCCCUUAUUUUGAUUGCGGUCGUUCGAAUAAGUGGCUCGUUUCUGCUGUAGUACCAAUUGCUGACAUUUAUCCUCGACACACGCAAUUCAGACACAUUGAAUAUCCCAAAUAUACUGCUAUUGCUGUGCUGGAAAUGGAUUUUGAGCGUUUGGAUAUAAACCAGUGUCCGAAGGGCGAGGGCAACAAGGGGCCAAAUCACUUUGCGAACACUGCGCGUUGUAAAAAAGAAACUACUGAAUGUGAGCCGCUGCACGGUUGGGGCUUCCGGCGUGGCGGCUAUCAAUGUCGAUGUAAGCCCGGUUUUCGAUUACCGAAUGUUGUACGACGACCGUAUUUAGGUGAAAUAGUGGAACGAGCUUCAGCAGAGCAAUACUAUAACGAUUAUGAUUGCCUCAAAAUAGGAUGGGUGCAAAAGGUGCCUAUACAAUGGGAGCGUGUAUCAUACGAUGUGCGUGAGAAAUACUUGGACUUACAUCCGGAAUAUCGCAAUUAUUCGACUGGCUCGCGUAGUUUGCAUGAAGAACAUAUUAAUAUCGAUCAAGUGCUCAAAUUCAUACAUGGCGUAAAUUAUCGUACGUGCAAAAAUUUCCAUCCACAAGAUUUAAUAUUGCGUGGUGAUGUCGGCUAUGGCGCAAAGGAACAAUUUGAGAAUGAAGCAAAAAUGGCUGUGCGUUUGGCGAAUUUCAUUAGUGCCUUCUUACAGAUCUCCGAUCCAAAUGAAGUAUACACCGGUAAACGUGUGGCCGACAAGCCGCUGACCGAAGAUCAAAUGAUCGGCGAAACACUGGCCAUUGUUUUGGGUGACACAAAGGUCUGGUCGGCCUCUAUGCUCUGGGAACGCAACAAAUUCACCAACCGCACAUAUUUCGCCCCACACGCAUACAAGACUGAGUUGAAUACACGUAAAUUCAAAGUUGAAGAUCUGGCACGCCUGAAUAAGACACAUGAAAUCUAUACGGAAAAGAAAUAUUUCAAGUUUUUGAAACAACGUUGGUCUACCAAUUUUGAUGACCUAGAAACGUUCUAUAUGAAAAUGAAGUUGCGACACAACGAAACAGGUGAAUAUAUGCAAAAAUACGAACAUUAUCCGAAUUCAUAUCGUGCGGCAAGCCUGAAACACGGGUAUUGGGCACAACCGCAAUUCGACUGUGAUGGUUAUGUGAAGAAAUGGCUCGUGACCUAUGCGGCACCCUUUUUUGGCUGGGAUAGCCUUAAAGUGAAACUGGAAUUCAAGGGUGUUGUUGCCGUCUCAAUGGACAUGUUGCAGUUGGACAUUAAUCAAUGUCCCGAUUCAUAUUUUGAACCAAAUGCUUACAAAAACACACACAAAUGCGACGAGCGCACCUCAUAUUGUGUGCCCAUCAUGGGUCGUGGCUAUGAAACUGGUGGCUACAAGUGUGAAUGUCUACAAGGCUACGAAUAUCCAUUUGAAGAUCUAAUCACCUACUAUGAUGGUCAAUUGGUAGAGGCUGAAUACCAGAAUAUUGUAGUCGACAAGCAGUCCCGUUACGAUACAUUCCAUUGCCGCUUGGCUGGUGCGUCUGCACUGCAAGUUGCUACCUCACUGCUUGUGUCGCUGUUGGGUUUAACAUUAAUAUUAAUGUAUAAAUUUAGGUGAGAAAUCGGCAGCGAGGACGUCGGCGUAAUUAUAAGAGCAAGUGCCUUUCAUCGCCUUCCAAAACUAAAAAACACAAAACCAAUUCGUCCAUUUUUAAGUACUAGUAUUUAAGUAAGAAUAUUUCAUUACAAAUAGCAGAAACAUAGAUUCAUACACAUAUAAUUAUCUCUUUUCCAAAAAGGUGCGUAUGUCAAACGUUUAUACGUUGUUAUAUUUUGCUUUGAAAAGAAAAGAAAAAGAAUCUCAAACGUAUUCAAGUAAACAACUGCACAAAUAUAAACUUCUUUUCUAAAUAACAACAACAAAAACAACAACAACAGUAUAAGGAAAUCAUAAACGAAUCAUAGAACCAAAACUGCGGUAUGAGCAGCAUUAAUGUUAACAUCAACAACAACAACACAUGCUAUACAUACACACACAUAAGCAUACGCCAAACAAUGGUAGUAAUGCGAGGAACAGUGAACAGUGAACAGUGUCAUCAUUUAUCCAAAGCGAUUAAGUUGUAGACAUAAUCUAUUACAAUGCAUCUGGUUAUUUGUCAUUUGUUGUAUAACAGCAAGUUGGAUGCAUGGCCGUUUGGUGGGGAGCGGAGAUAUCAGCAUCAGCAGGAGAAAGCAACAACAAGCUACAGCUAUAAAACUCGCUCAAGAAAAGCGCAAAUGUUUCAUUGAGCAAAUAUCAACUCUACAGUGUCGUCGAAUACCGCCUUCAGUGCUCAUAUUACAGUCGGAGGGUAUGUAAAGAACGGAAAUACCAACGAACAAAGUUUUUGAGAAUCCACAUACCUUAGCUCGGGGAGCGUAUACAUGACAACAACACUUGGGCAUACCAAAAGCGACAAAAUUGAAAUAAAAGAAAACCUGUUCAAUCAAAAACCAAAUUUCGCUAACUUGCAAACCAUUACUCUCAUCGCUCAGGCGACAAUUUCGCUCCAAAUGCUGAGAAAUUGCGAGGAAUGAGAGUAAUUUUGGCUAAGCUAUGCUAGCCACCCGAAAGGGUUGAAAGCUACGUACAGCUCAGGAGUCUCAUUACAACACUCUGCCGCAUACACUACACCAUUUGAAAGUACUCCUCUUAUUUAUGUAUAUAUAUAUAUAUAUAUAUAUAUAUAUACAUAUAUAUUUUUUUUAUUUGGCCACGCUAUUCAACAUUGUGGUCGCAAAGUCUUAGACAUUCAGAGGCGAUCAAAGUUGAGUGUGCCCAUUGUUGUUGUUGUUAUUGUUAAUGAUGCCCAUGUCUAUCUUGCUGCACCCUUUUAUUGCUAAACGUAAGCUGCUGUCCAUUAGGAUGCGCACACUGCCAUGGCAAAUCGCCAGUCCGUCCGUUUUGAGAUGUUUUGUACCUUAGACGCUUUUUAUUAAGCUUUCCUGUGGCCUCCUGCGUUGCCUGCAACGUUAAUGUUGUUGUUACUCUUUUUUUCUUUAUUUUUUUUUUUGCAUACCCUCCUUCCUUGUUUUUCUAUAUAUUUCAUUAUUUUUUUGCAUGAAUUAAAUAUUUUUUCAUAGUUGAUUAUCAAAUGUGCCUGAAUUUUUAUUAUCUUCGGUUGUGUACCCUGAGAACCUUUUUUCUACAGCCAACAGUGGUGAUUAUGCAUUAGUAAAAAACCAGUUCAACACUUGGACCGACAAAAACGCCGUUACUUUUUUGAAUCGCCGAGCAAAAAAAAAAAACGCAUGCACAUAGAAAAGGUUUGAUAUCAAAAAACGAAAUGCGUGUAAUAAAAAAGCAACGAAGACGCGCUGGCCAUGCAUAUCCUUUGAUGAGCAUAGGUUUUUGCAGCGAAAUAUUUUCACACAUUUUUCAUAGUCAGCACUGAGUUGGCCGCUUAAUCGACAGGCUGCAGAGUAGAAGGCAGGCAAUCAUGCUGCUGUCAGACAGACAGGCAAACAGGACGAUGGUCAGCGCGUUGGUAGUGGUACCUCCUCCUGCUGCUUUUCUUUAUUAUUAAACUUUUCAAUUUUUUCAUUAGAGUUUCUUUUUUUUCAUGUGUGUGUGUGUUUUUUGCAUGUCUUUUUGUAAAGAUGCGCGCUGCUGCAGGCUCUAUUGUAUUCGCGCCACCAACGUGCCAAGCCAACCUUUGUCUGCGUGACACAGCUGUGCGCUUUAUGCGCAACCAGACCAAUAUGAAGAUGAUAAUAAUAAUAAUAAAUAUAAUAUGAGCGUUUGAUACUGUUGUUGUUGUUCUUGGAAAAGAAGAAAUUGCUUUGAUUUUUUAUGAACUCGACUAUCAAAUUUUUUUCCAUAUUAAUUUUUUUUUUUUUUUGCUUUUUUUAAACGGUUGCCAAACUUGUGACCACAAUAAUAUUCCGUUAUACAACAUUGCGUUUUGUAAAAAUCUCGUGUUAUUAUAAAGAGAAUAUUGCAGAAAGGAAUAAAAAGACAUGCCUAAAUGGCCAAACCGAAUCCGUCCAAAAGAGAGAUGCGAAAAAAGACAUAGAAACAGCUCGAAUAAUUGAAUGUUAAAUUAAACACAUUAUAUAUAUAUAUACUACUUAACUUUUGUAUGUAUCAUUUAUGUGCUUUUUUGCCGUAUUAUCAUGUACCGUUAGUGUAGUCUUUUUUAAACGACUCUUUUAAAAAUGAAAUCUUAUGAAAUAUAUAAACAUAUCAAAUAACAAAUAAACUUACAUACAUAUAAGUACAAUAGAUUACACACAUACAUAUGUAUAUGUAUUACUUUAUAUUAAUUUUAAGUUUUAAAACUUUUCGGCAACUUGAAUUAGUAAGCAAAAGUGGAAAAAAGAAAACCAAGGCAUUUAAAGUACAAUAAACACUUUUUUUAAUGAACGACUCAA